AUGGGUUGUGUUUGUAAUUGUAAAUCUUCGAAACCAUCAACUUAAAGCACUUAACUAUCAAUAAAUAUGGCUGAAUAAUAUAGAAGUAUGCUCAUUUAGUAUAAUCUGAAGAUAACAGGAACAUAAAUACUUAAGAUAGUUUAGAGGACAUCUAUUAAUCUCUUUGUAAUAUCGGACAAGAGAUUACAAGUUUGGGUUAAUUGAAACCUGAAGUUUAGGAAAGGAUAAAUGAAUUGGGAACUCUUAAGGCCAUAGAAAAUAUUGACACUAAUACUUCUAAUUACAAAUAUCUUUAAUGUUCUGAUGGUUCUUUAUUUUAUGGAUUGGUGAUAAAUGGAGUUAGAAAUGGAAUAGGAAAAUAACAUUGGUUGACAGAUGGAAAUUAUUUGGAAAGGUAAAAUAUUUUGGAAUUAUGUUAGUGUUUGGGUAAAUGAUAAGGCUAAUGGACCAGCAAGGAUGAUUUAUUCAAAUGGAGAUGUGUAAUUUAAUCAAUUAUUUUUAGUUUUGAAGGUCACCUAAUUGAGAAUAAAGCUAAUGGAUUUGGAAUAUUUAAAAAUAAAAAAAAGGAAGUUAGAGGUAGAUUUUUUAUUUUAUUCAGGAUAUUGGAUCGAUAACAGACUCUAAGGUAAUGGAAUAGAAGUUAGAAAAAAUGGAAUUAAAUAUGAAGGGUAAUUCAAAUGUGGAAUUAUUGAUGGGAGAGGAUAGUAUUCAUUUCCAGAUGGAAGAAAGUAAAUAUAUUAAUCAAUUUUAGAUAUUGUGGAUAAGUAAAAUAAGGAUUAAUGCAUGGAGAAGGCUUGAUGACUUGGCCAGACUAUAGUUAUUUCAAAGGAGAAUUCAGAAAUAAUCAUAUCAAAGGGUAUGGGUGUUACACUCAUACUGAUUCUGAAACAUACUUUGGAUAUGUAUGCGCUAUUAUUCUAUAUUCAGUUUUUUUCUAUUUACCAUCAGGAUGUUAAAUAGUUAGAGAUAUUUUAUAGCAAUGAUCCAAACAUAUAGGAGUGUAAAAACCUUAAAAAAUUUAAAAAACAAUAUGGUGGAGACCAUUAAUGAU
This is a messenger RNA of Paramecium primaurelia, 1051 nucleotides long. NCBI's taxonomy places the organism in Eukaryota, Ciliophora, Oligohymenophorea, Peniculida, Parameciidae. The record is from the annotation of a GenBank genome assembly.